This is a messenger RNA of Hordeum vulgare subsp. vulgare (domesticated barley), 933 nucleotides long. RefSeq lists its product as uncharacterized. Lineage: Eukaryota; Viridiplantae; Streptophyta; Magnoliopsida; Poales; Poaceae. Bases 22 to 798 code for a protein of 258 amino acids. The record is from RefSeq and is a predicted model, not a curated record. The transcript has 3 exons. Gene Ontology annotation, cellular component: plasma membrane.
GUUUCGAUCAUUGCACAUAAUAUGUCCAUGGAUCUUGUCAUGACCAGCAGAAGCAGGAGGAGAGGAGGCUACGGCUGCAAGGAGAGCUGCCAUGGCCACUGCCUGCCUCCUCACUCUGUCAAAUGCCUCUGCCUCUACCUGCUGCUCUCGCUGAUCCUCCUCGUCAUCGUCGCGGCCGUGCUGCUCGUCGUCUUCGUCACGAGGCUCAAGAAGCCGACCUUCUACCUGCAGUCCGUCCAGAUGGACAGGUCGUUCAGCCUCCGGUCGUCGUCCUCGAACCGCAGCGGCGACAACGCGACGUCGUCGUGCUCGGUGGCGUCGCUACUGUUCGCGGCGCAGAACCCGAACGGGCUCGGGAUAAGGUACAGCGCGGCGGACCUCGGCGUGGCCUACGCGAACGAGUCGGUCGGCGCCAUGGACGUGCCGGUGUUCUACCAGCCGCCGCGGAGCAGCAACGUGACGGUGCUCAUGCACGCCGUGUUCGAGGAGUCCAACGUCAGCCGGCUCGUCGUCAGCGAGCUGUCGGCGCAGAGGAAGCUCGUCGAGAUCAGGAUCGCCGGGAGCAUCGACGCCACCACGCACAUCAUGAACUUCCCUCUGCCAAAGCUUCAGUUUACGCUCGAUUGCAGGAUAGCAACUAACUACACCGACAUAGUGCUCCGGGAAGGGAUCGAGUCCGCAACUAUACGCAAGGAAAUCCAAGUAUCUGCACUGCCUCACAUCUCACAGAAGUGCUCUAUAAAGCUUGACAUGAGGUCGAGAGGGAAGAGGACAAGGCUUGCAGAUUUAGGAUGCUGAUUUCGUAGAAUUUAACCUUUUGUUUUGUUUGCGUAGUAGUAGAAUUUAACUGAUUCAUGUACAUGGCUGUUUUACACUUAGAAGACUAUUCUUUGCGUAGUAUGCUCCCAUGCCAGGCAAUGUAAAUGUAUUCAA